AUGGUCGCUGGCUCGACCUUUUUCCUGCUCACAGCGCUGGCGCUCGGCCUCGGCACGUCGUCAGCGCAAGAUGACGGCGGGCUGUUCCACGCCGACCUGGGCCCCGUGGCACAGGGACGGAUCGACCCGAUCGUCAACCCGGGGCGGUUUGCAGCGCACGCGCACACAAUCUUUGGCGCGAGCAACUUCCGCAACGUGCUCAACACGCCCGCCGAGCAGCACAACGCGGGGUGCACGAGCGCGAGCUUCAGCGUCGACAAGAGCAACUACUGGAUCCCGACGCUGUACUUUAUCAACAGCGCCGGCAAGUACGAGCCCGUGCAGGCGCAUGGCGGGCGCGCAUACUACCUCAUCCGGGGGGACAAGAACGUCGCGUACCCCGACGGCUUCCGCGUCGUCGCCGGCACGGCGAACAACCGCGCCGCCGACGACGUGCGCAAGGCCGGCGUCGGGUACCACUGCAGCGAGCACGCCAACGGGCCGGCCAAGGUCAACCUCUACCUCCCGAACGGCAUGUUCACGUCCGUCGGCUGCGAGGACAUGGUGACGCGCGUCACGUUCCCCUCAUGCGGGUGGGCCAACCAGUCGCUCGACUCGUGGGACCACUCGUCGCACAUGACGUACCCGCUCAACGGGCCGCAGGGCGACGGCCUCAUGUACUACGACCCGUUCAGCGGCAAGGACUGCCCCGCGUCCCACCCAGUCAAGUACCCGACGCUCAACCUCGAGGUGUACUGGCGCCUCACCAAGUCGCAGCUGUCGCAGUGGCGCAGCGGGCCCGACGCGAUCAACUUUAUCUGGGCGAACGGCGACACGCACGGCACGACGCUGCACGCCGACUUUGUGUUCGGGUGGCCGCAGGACCUGUUCCAGAAGAUGGCCAAGGGGUGCUCGGACGCCAACUGUGCCGCCAACGAGUUCAAGGACAUCACCCUCACGCAGAACUGCCGCUUCCAGGGCAUGCUGCCCGACGAGGACCUGGGCUACAUCAACCCGCUCGACCAGCUGCCCGGGUGCAACCCCCGCUGGGACCUCUCGCAGGGCGACACCAAGCCGAGCGAGUGCCCGUGGUUCACGCACGAGCCGGGAUGGACGCCGCCCAACGCCGUCAUCAAGGUUGCUGGCGGGCAGAACCCCGUCGCGCUCGACUUGCCCGGCGUCAACCUCACGCGCGACAGCUUGAUGCAGUACACAAAGGACAAGGACGUGUACACUUUCCAGCCGGUGACCGACGUGCGCCACGAGUUCAACAACAACCCGUGGAUCAACCGCUGGUGGAACGGCACGCAGGCGGACAUUGACGCCAACAAGGUGCAGGACACCGCGGUCAACAAGCAACCCAAGGUCAUUGACAUGGGCGACUCGGCUGCCUUUGAUGCCAUCCUGCCGACGACUGCGCCCGUCGGCCAGGAGCAGUGGGCUACGACCAAGGAGGUCGGCACGUUCACAAAGUGGGAGUACCAGAUGACCCCGCCGGCAGGUGGCGCCAAGGCAGCCGCGGCGCCCAUGACGACGUCGUCGGCUGGCCUCCCGAGCGGGAACGUGCUCGCGGCGAACCCGUCUGGCUCGGCAAGUGCCACCGCCGAUGCCGCUGUGACAAUGGCCACUCCGUCCGUCGUCGACGCAGCUGCCAGCCCGAGCGCCACGAGUGCCUCGACCACGUCUGGCUCGGGCACGGCCGUCGCGCACCCCACCGGUGGUGUGGCCGGCACUCCGUCCGUCGAACCCGUCGCCGCGUCGGCCAACCCGUCCGCGGUCGGCACUCCCCUCGGCUCGGACCCUUCCUCCUCGUCGUCGUCGUCGUCCGGUGCCGCUGCUCCGUCGGCCGUCGGCACGCCCAUCGGCUCGGGCUCGCACGUUCCCGUCGCCUCGCCGCCGUCAGACGUCGGCCCAACCGCCACCCCGUCAGACUCUGGCACGCCGGUGGGCUCUGGCAAGCCGGCGGUCCCCACUACCGCGUCGACCACCUCGCCCACGGCCGCUGCCAAGCCAGGCCGGUGCCGCCCCAAGCACCGCCGCCGCCACUACCGCCUUUAG
Messenger RNA from Vanrija pseudolonga, 2037 nucleotides. RefSeq lists its product as uncharacterized. NCBI's taxonomy places the organism in Eukaryota, Fungi, Basidiomycota, Tremellomycetes, Trichosporonales, Trichosporonaceae. The transcript has a single exon. The coding region runs from base 1 to 2037 and encodes 678 amino acids. The record is from RefSeq and is a predicted model, not a curated record.